AUGCAUAAGAAACCCCUGGGUGCCAGACACACUUCUGUGCGUUUCUGGCUGGGCGCAGUCUUUGCGAGCGUUGCCUUCUCUUCGGCUUCCGAUACAGCGGAUACCUUGUUUGAGACCCAGGGAUCAUCUCCCGUUGUCCAGGGCCGCCUCCCAUAUGUCGCUUCAAUAGAAAGACCAGGAAGUCGAGAACAUGUGUGCACUGGAAUUCUCAUAUCCCCAUGGCACGUGCUCACAGCGGCACACUGUGUUGACCCUGAGUCACCGUACAGUGCUGCCCAACGCCCAGUCGUCAGACUGGGCGCCAUGGAUGCCGACAACCCUCAUAGUGAAGCAGCCGAGGUAAUGAUGGCGGAGCAUUCUACAAUUCAUAGCCACUGGAUACCCCACAAGAAGCAGCGAUCGCAAUUCAAUAUUGCGCUGCUGAAGCUGCCACAAAAGUCAAAACAGCCCCCGCCGCAAAUCCUGUCCGAUGAGUUUCAGCUGAGCACUGGACAGAAGUUGAUUGCUGCAGGAUAUGGCCCCAGUGGCGAUGGCCCAGCCCUUGGGGACUCAAUCUUCGGCGAGAUGAGACUGGAGCUCCAGGAAUUCAUCGAUGGGAAACGAUGUAAUGGAAAGAUGCUGUGGGAUGGGUCCAUCGAGGACAACACGAUCUGCGCUCUCAACAGCGAUCGCAAGGCAUCCUGUGUCGUUGAUUCAGGGGCUCCGCUGCUUCUGCUGGAUGCCCCUGGCUACGACAUUGAGUCGGGGUCACCGGCCUUCGACUUCCUCAUCGGCCUGAACAUCGAUGGGGCGCCCUGCGGUGUGCCAGGCAAGCCGGAUGUGUACCUGGACAUGAGGCUGCACGGAGAGUGGCUCCGUCAGAUGUCAAGGGAGGGGCAUGAUGAGCUUUAG
This is a messenger RNA of Ostreobium quekettii, 891 nucleotides long. NCBI's taxonomy places the organism in Eukaryota, Viridiplantae, Chlorophyta, Ulvophyceae, Bryopsidales, Ostreobiaceae. The record is from the annotation of a GenBank genome assembly.